Sarcophilus harrisii (Tasmanian devil) is the source of this 2046-nucleotide messenger RNA. It is a transcript of the gene ACOT9, whose product is annotated as acyl-CoA thioesterase 9. Gene Ontology annotation, biological process: acyl-CoA metabolic process. Lineage: Eukaryota; Metazoa; Chordata; Mammalia; Dasyuromorphia; Dasyuridae. The record is from RefSeq and is a predicted model, not a curated record. Gene Ontology annotation, cellular component: mitochondrion. Gene Ontology annotation, molecular function: fatty acyl-CoA hydrolase activity.
GAACAACUUCAUGGAGCCCGGAUUAAGAGCGCCCAGCCUCAGCAGACGCGGAAGGAAAGCAGGGUGUGUGCAUCUAUCUAAAUUUACACCAAGCCGAGGCAGGGGGCAAUGACUUCUGGGGCAUCAGUGACAGCUGCAGCAGCCUGAAGGGGACUCCAGCUGAAGCCUCGCCUCCUAAGUCCCUCCCCUGGGCCCUCCCCUUCCCCACCCCGGGCCAGGGACUCCGCGAGGGCCACCGGGAGAGGUCGCUACCUGGAAGAGAAGUUUGGCUUUGGGAGCUUUGCAACGAUUUCCCUCCCUCCGGCAGGACUAGGCUGGGCCGUCAGGUCCGCGUCGGCGCGUUUCUUGGGCUGCAGUUGCUGGGAGGCUGCAACCAGCUGCACGAUGUGGCGGGUAGCGACGCGAUUUUGUGGGUUAAAUAAGGGACGGGCGAAUCUUGGCAAGAUACUUGGCCAAGAGACAUUUAAUAACAGAACCAAGGGAACUUUCCCUAUGAAAGAAGCAGGCUCGCCUAUUCCUAUGACUGAUGUUCGGAAUAAACUUCGGGACAUAGUAGGAAUAUCCACACACUGGAGUGACCAUGUGAAAACAAUGGAGGAGAGAAAGUUACUUCAUAGUCUUUUGCCUAAGAACCAGAAAGAUCUGCCUCCAAAGAGGAUGAAGGACAGUUAUCUUGAAGUCAUUUUGCCUCUAGGAACUCAGCCUUUGUUACGGGAGAAAUAUUUGACAGUAUUCAAUAGUGUAAGAUUUGGCAGGAUUCUUGAGGAUCUUGACAGCUUAGGAGUUCUUAUUUGCUAUACUCACACUAAAAUGGAUUCUGUCCAGAUGUCCCCGUUCUCUAUCGUGACAGCCUUGGUUGACAAAAUUGAUUUAUGUAAGAAGGUCAUAAGUCCAGAAUGUGAUAUUAAGUUCACUGGACAUGUGAGCUGGGUUGGAAAGACAUCUAUGGAAGUCAAGAUGCACAUGUGUCAGUUACAUGAUACAGUUUACCAUCCUGUCUUGGAUGCAACAUUUGUAAUGGUGGCCCGUGAUUCUGAAAACAAAGGGCCAGCUUUUAUAAAUCCACUAAUACUUGAAAGUCCAGAGGAAGAGGAACUCUUCAAGCAAGGAGAAUUGAAUAAAGGGAAGAGGAUUGUCUCCAGCACUGCAUCCUUAUUGAAGAUGGCUCCCACUACAGAAGAAAGAAAUGCAGUUCAUGACAUGUUCCUUAACACACUGGACCCGAGGAGUAUAAGUUUUCAAAGUCGAAUUUUGCCUCCUGAUUCAGUAUGGAUGGAAGAUACAAAAUUGAAGAGCCUACACAUAUGCCAUCCUGAGGAACGGAACAUUUUCAAUAGAAUCUUUGGAGGCUUCCUUAUGAGAAAAGCAUUUGAACUUGGUUGGGCUACUGCUUGUAAUUUUGUGGGUACCAGACCUUUUCUAGUUGCUGUAGAUGAUAUUAUGUUUCAGAGCCCUGUUGAAAUUGGAUCACUGUUAUUCCUUUCUUCCCAGGUUUGUUUUACUGAAAAGAACCACAUUCAAGUUAGAGUACACAGUGAAGUUUCUUUUCCUGGUUCUAAAGAACACAAGACUACCAAUGUCUUCCAUUUCACAUUUUUUGUUGAAAAAGAUGUGCCAUUGGUGAUUCCCAAAACUUAUGGAGAUUCCAUGUUAUAUUUAGAUGGUCAGCGACAUUUCAUGUCUACAACAUCAAAAAACGGUUGGAAAAAAUAUUAUCCAGUGACACCCUAAAAAAUGCAACCUUUUGGAAAUUAAGGAUGAGAGAGCAUUUAAGGAGGGUAGGAAAAGAGUUGUGAGACUAAAAAAGCAUUCUUGUCUUCCUGGAGAAGGAUCACCUGUAAGAACUUCCAGAAAAGAGGUUUUUGAUUAAAAAAAAACCCUUCUUAAUCUAAAUUAUGUUCAUAACUUAAUUCAGUACUAUAUUGCUUCUGUUUUCUUCUCUGCCAAAGAAGCAGAACAAGAUGAUUUUUUCUAAAUACUUGUGACAUUAUUUUGGUUGCACAUGUAUUACAAUAUCACCAUUAAAAAUUCAGUCUAAUCAUUUUA